Messenger RNA from Neocloeon triangulifer, 995 nucleotides. RefSeq lists its product as uncharacterized. Gene Ontology annotation, molecular function: carbohydrate binding. The transcript is spliced from 9 exons. Gene Ontology annotation, biological process: biological process involved in interspecies interaction between organisms. Lineage: Eukaryota; Metazoa; Arthropoda; Insecta; Ephemeroptera; Baetidae. The record is from RefSeq and is a predicted model, not a curated record. Bases 19 to 942 code for a protein of 307 amino acids. Gene Ontology annotation, cellular component: external side of plasma membrane.
UUUACUCGACUUGGAAACAUGGACGCGUCCGCAACUUACAGAGCGCCUAGUCCCUUUGACGUGGAUCAAUUGUCCUCGUGCGAUCCGAGUUUGGUCAAAGUAAAAUUGUUUGAAAGAGCAGAAAAGGAAAGUAAAAGAAGGAUCGCUUUGUUCGUCUGCGUCCUUUCCUUCGUCCUGCUGGCAACUUUCCUGCUCAAUUACUUUGUUCUCUCAAACAAAUUGUGGAAUUUCGAGCAGAGAUUAUCAGGAUUAAUUGAACCAUCGCUGGAGCACAAUUCGGCUAAAAGUAGCGAGAGAAAUGAGACGAAUGAAAGGAUCAAGGAAUCGGCAAAAGAGGCUUUGGAAGAAAUUGUCAAGUUGGCGCGCAAUCUAAACGAUACAAAUCAAAGGUUGGAAAAAUUUGCCAAAGAAGCCAGCGAUCGUCAAAAAGAGGUGUUGCAGAUUCUGCGGCAGAAUGGCAGCGAGACAAACGAGGCCAACUUGGCAGUUACAUCUGCUGAGCGCGGGCUGCAAAAAGUUAAUUUUUCUACUAACUGCACUCAAGCAACGAACUUGACCAGGCUUUCCAAUGGCAAAAAGUAUUUCUUCUCUUAUCCAAAUAAAGCAAACUGGAGUGAGGCCGAUGGAAAGUGCAAGGCGAUGGGCCUGCACUUGGCCACCAUCAGGGACGAAGCCGACCUGAACGCGACCAUUGCAGAGGCAACGAAAAGGAACCAAAAUUAUUCGUGGUUGUCGGGGACGAAUUACGGUUUUGGAGGAAAGUACGACGUUCGCUGGCACGACGGCUCAGAACUGGCCCAGAACAGCCCCCUGUGGAAUGCCGACGCUACCAAACUCUGGGACUGCGUCUAUUCCAGCACCGUCGCCAACGAAAAGUUGGACGGCCUUAUGUGCACAGUAAUUGCGUAUUAUAUUUGCGAGUUGCCAACAACAUGUUACUGAGCCUUGGGUGCAAUAAUUUUACUUGGAUUGUAAUCGCCAAUAAAAAAACAAAU